Molecule: messenger RNA, 2328 nt
Organism: Varroa destructor (honeybee mite)
Lineage: Eukaryota; Metazoa; Arthropoda; Arachnida; Mesostigmata; Varroidae
Gene: mIF2
Product: mitochondrial translation initiation factor 2
Biological process (GO): translational initiation
Cellular component (GO): cytoplasm
Molecular function (GO): translation initiation factor activity; GTPase activity; GTP binding
Source: RefSeq, a predicted model, not a curated record
GUAAGGCAUCCACGGAGCUAUUUCUAUUCACUUUUUAAUAAAGUUUCGGAGCGCACAUGUCGAAUUAUAGUACAUUUGUAUAUAACGGAUCCCGCCAUGGUAGAAUGCUAAUAAUCACAUCUUGAAGAUUAUUUCUCAAAAUGUAAGGUCACUUAAGAAUACAUCUUUCUUCGCAACGUAUUUACGGCGUUGUGAUUCUCUCUCAUCGUUACUCCGUAGUGCUGUAAUUACCCAGUUUGCGCGCGGAUUCACAUAAAAUCAACUGUAGCGAAAUUCAUCUGCUUUUGUUUAUCAAUAGAUAACCCGGUGUUAUUAUUGCUAUAUGCCGGAUCUGAUUGUAGCGUGGCUUUUCGCGCACGCUCCAAUUUCGAUGUUUUGAAACAGCGCACUGUACAUAUGACGCUAUUGCUUAAGCUGUUCAUGCGUGUGACACAGUCGAUAAAAUCACUUCGACAGCGGAUCUUAUCACCAAUUACUUGACCUAGAGAGAGUUUCGCGACAUCUGCUAGAGCUGCUCAUGAACGAAAUAAAGUCACUAUAAACUAUGAGCGUGCCGUGCCGACUAUUACCCCUGUGGGGAUUCCACAGCUCCAUACUGCGAAGGUCGCUUUCCGUUACACCAGUGCUGGCGAAAAAAAUGAAAGGACCACUAAAAGUGGCAAAAAUUAAAUCGAAGGUGCCCCUUAUAAAGAUUUGGAAAAAUAUCACGGUAAAAGAGAUUUCUGAGAUGACGAAACACCCAAUGAAUCAUGUCGUGGAGGGAUUACUCUAUAUACCUGAAGGGAACAAGUAUGAAAACGAGACCGACGAGUUAACUCAUAAAGACGCUAUUGAGCUUUUAAAAAUUUUAGGCUAUCGUGGAGAGAUUGGGCCUGCACCCAUGUCCGUCGUUAGCAAAAGGUUACAGGAAGAUAAAUAUCGAGACGCCGAGAGGCGUCCUCCAGCCAAACCAGAAACGCUCCGACCUCGUAGACCUGUUGUAACGGUGAUGGGUCACGUUGACCAUGGUAAGACUACCCUGUUAGAUACAUUGCGGAAAAGCCGAAUCGUCGAUCAGGAAUUCGGAGGAAUCACGCAGCACAUUGGAGCCUUCUCCGUUCCUGUACAGAUGUGUGCGCAUGGAGCCAUCACGUUCCUCGACACUCCCGGUCAUGCUGCUUUUCGAGCGAUGCGAGCGCGUGGUGCCAAUGUGACAGAUAUGGUCGUGUUAGUCGUCGCAGCUGAUGACGGAGUGAUGGAGCAGACCGUUGAGUCAAUUCGGUUUGCGAAUCAUGCCGAAGUUCCAAUACUGGUCGCCGUAAAUAAAAUGGACAAGCCUUCAGCAAACCUCGAGCGAGUCAAAAUGGGUUUGUUGGGAUAUGGAAUUCAAAGCGACGACAGCGGCGGAGAUGUUCAGUUUGUAUCGAUAUCAGCUCUUAAAGGUGAUGGAAUCGACAAACUUCUAGAAGCAAUCGUCCUUCAAGCAGAGAUUCUUAAUAUCAAAGCGUCCUUUGAGGGUUUUUCUGAAGGGUUUAUCCUUGAAAGCAGCACAGACCAACAUCGCGGCAAAAUUGCUACUGUGUUGGUAAAUCGAGGUAUAAUGAAAAAAGGCUCCCACAUUGUAGCCGGAACAUCGUGGUGCAAAGUUCGAUUAAUUUUCGAUGAAUGGGGGAAACCUGUGCAGGAGAUUGAGCCCGGUUGCGCUGCACAAAUUACCGGUUGGAAAACAAUACCAAACGCUGGCGACCUGGUACUUGAGGUAGAAAACGAGAAACGCGCAAAAGAAGUCGUCGAUGUUCGACAUAAGAAGGAUAGAACAGCGAAACUUGCCGAAGACUCGAAGGUGAUAGAGGCAAGGGCUGCCGAACACAAAGCAAAACAUCGUGAAGUUCUCGAGGCCAAGUGGGCCGCAGGCUAUCGGUAUGCUAAAAUCAAUCGUGAGGUCCCCAAAGUAGAAGUUGAAAACAAACCUACGUUACGAAUUAUUAUCAAAGGUGAUACUGAUGGCUCCGUCGAAGCUCUGUUAAAUGUGUUAGAUACUUACGAUAAGCACAAUGAGUGCCAAUUGAAUAUAGUAGAGCAUGGAGUGGGACCUGUGUCCAAGAGCGAUGUGAAGCUUGCUCAAACCUUUGACGGUAUUGUGUAUGCGAUGCACGUGGGAGUUUUACCUGAAGUUAGUCAAUACGUCGCAAAAGACGUCAAGAUCAAAGAAUACAAGAGGACCAGUGGCAUCAAUGAAGCAUCUCAAAGAUGAGGUCUCCAUUAUUCGAAAGGAUAUGGAAUGCGGAAUUAUGCUCGAGGAUUCCUCGAUUCAGCCAAAACCCGGCGACGUCAUUGUUUGCGUCCGAC